AAUUCUGCAAGUGGUUCUGAUUUACUGUCGCUGUUCUCUAGCCGGUCUAAAACCACUUUUGACCUAAAGGGACGCUUUUUGGACGCCAUGGACGUUUCUCAGUUUCCAGGCAGAAAGAACAGUAAAAAUGCAGGCAGGGCACAGGACAAAGCACUCGGGACAAAAUGUAUGUGAAAUGGUUUGAUACAUGAAUGUCACUUUUUGUCAUUUUCAAAGUUCCCACCGUUCCGUCCCCCGUAUGUCCCGACGCUCGCAGGGGACGGAACCCAGAAGACAGAUGCCGGCAUCCGCCGGAGGACAUUACAGGGGAAACUGCAGGAGGGACAU
Messenger RNA from Staurois parvus, 327 nucleotides. NCBI's taxonomy places the organism in Eukaryota, Metazoa, Chordata, Amphibia, Anura, Ranidae. The record is from the annotation of a GenBank genome assembly.